Molecule: messenger RNA, 1656 nt
Organism: Didymodactylos carnosus
Lineage: Eukaryota; Metazoa; Rotifera; Eurotatoria; Philodinida; Philodinidae
Source: the annotation of a GenBank genome assembly
AUGAAUAGGUUUAUUAAACAAAGUAUAUCCACAACCAAAAAAUUCGUUAAUGUAAAUGAUUUUAAAAAUUGGAAUCAACAUAUGAUAAAUACAUUUUAUAAAUAUUGUUUGGAAAAAUUUGUUUUACCAAAAAUGACUUUAACAAAUAAUCAACAACAAUUAGAAGUAACUGGUUCAAAACAAAGUGUCGAAGAAACAGAAGAAAAAUAUAAAUUAAUGUCAGAAAUAUUAAAACAAAAAUCAGAAAUAUUACCAGUUAAUCGAAAACCACAACCACCGACAACACCAAGAACUUCCAACGAAAGACCACGACCAAAACCAGGCAUUAGUAGUAAUAAUAAUUUGUCAAUUUAUUCUUAUAAUAUUAUGUUAAGUUAUAGUCCACAAGAUCAGAAUGUAUGUCAGUAUCUUAUUGAUCGUCUUCUUAGUGAAAAUUAUUUAGUUUGUCAAACAUCAUCAUCGUUCAAAUCUCAUAUUGAUAAAUCGGAUUUAAUUUUAAUUUAUUUUAAUGAAGAUUAUUCAAAUAAUGUUAAUUGUAUGGCAGAAAUGAACUAUGCAAAAUUAUUAAAAAAAAUAAUUAUACCCAUCGUAGGAAAGAAAAACACUGCUAAUCAUCUUGAAAAACAGACGUGGCUUGAUUCAAUGACAACUAUAGAUUUAUAUUAUGAUUUAUUCGAUAGUGAAAUUACAUUCGAAUUAAAUGAUAAUUUUGAUUUGGAUUAUGAUAAAUUAUUAAUUGAAUUGUUGCAUCAUACAAAACCUGGUAUAGUUGGACAAGCAUAUCCUCCAACACCAUCUACAGCAUCAAGCAAAACAAAUACGAACAAAGAACAAAACCCUCAAAAUAAUGAAAAUUCAUCUGCUGUAUUACAAGUAACAGCCGAACAACGACGUGAGCGGGAAACAAUUUAUAAAAAAGAAUGGACAAGAAUAAUGGAAACGCAAACAAUUCCAGAAGAUGAGUUGAAAUUAUUAGUUGAUGGUUUAGAAUUAGUGAAAAUGAACGUAAUUUAUGAUGAUGCUGACGUUUCUGAUUACAAUUGGCUGGAAUAUAAUUCACCGGAAGUAAAAAUAUUAAGAAAACGUUUUGUCGAUGAAUUAGUUUUAUGUAUAGAACGUUGGUUGAAAAAAUUACCAUAUGUAACAAAACGCAAUAUAGCACCAUUUACCGUAACAGGAGAUAUUAACGAUGCACAAUUUCCGAUGCCUAUGCAAAAUAAAGAUCCUUGGUGGGUUGGACAAGUUACCGAAUGUUUUGAUACAUCAUCAGCCGAAGAUUAUUAUCGUGCACGGCAACUAUACACUGGUUCAUGGUUUACACCUGAUGAAGCACAAGACUAUUUUGAAAAAUUUAUUGCUGAAGAUAGAAGAUUACAAAUGACCACAGAAAUAUCAAAAAGUCAAUUUCAUAAAGUUAGUUGGGCAAUUAUUUCAGAAGGUGAAAUAGGCACUGAAACAAAAACAAUAAAAGAAAUAAAACAACGAAAUGAAUUAGACGAUCCUAACAAAAUCUGGCCAUUAGAUCCAGAUGAUGAAGAAUUCGUUCUGGUAAGAAAACGAAAAGUUCUAAAAGCAUUCAUUGAACAAAAGAAACAAAACACAAUUAAAUUACAAGAAUUAUGUGUACAUAAUCAAAAAAAGAUAAAAGUAAACUAA